Aureobasidium musti is the source of this 741-nucleotide messenger RNA. The record is from the annotation of a GenBank genome assembly. NCBI's taxonomy places the organism in Eukaryota, Fungi, Ascomycota, Dothideomycetes, Dothideales, Saccotheciaceae.
AUGUCCUCGGACCCCUCUGUCACUGUCCGGGCUGACUCGGGAGAGCCGCCUGCCAAACGCCAGAAGACCUUUGAUUACGGAGUUGACACCCAUUGGGAAGAGGGUUACUCUGGAGAACAUUUCAAGACUGUUGCUGUCGUGAACGCCACCAGAUUUUACAGGGCCACUAAAGAUCGGUUUAGGGCCUCGCAAGCGAGCAUGACUCACGACGGAACAGAGGUGAUGGACGCUGAUAUGACCGCAGUCUUGAAAGCCUGCGAUGGCGAUGAUGCCGACGAAGACCAUUGGAUCCACCUUCUCUUCCAGGUCAUCGAGUUUUGGCUCAGGAACGACCUUGAUCAGUCGGUGCACGACCAAAUGGUUGACUGCUCGAUUGAUGGGCUUAGAGCGGAGAAAAACCAAGGGUCCGACAUUGCACAUGCUAUCACAACCGCUAACAAAACUGUCCACGAGCUCCCUUCGGAUCGAAUCCCCAUGCUCAGAAUUGGCUCCAACAUCGUUGAUAUUCUGGCAUGUCUCAGCUUGUACCAUAACAGACAAUCUCUUGGUCCCUGGUACCUUCAUGACCGAUUCGACGAGGAGGAUCUGGGCUCAGACAUCGACGACGAAGCGUACAGAUACCUACUUGCUGGCUGGGGAGAUGCUUCAAAAUAUCCGCAAGAUCCCCUGAAGGAUGAGUUCGAUCAACACUGUCGCUACCACCUGCACGGAGACGAAGAAACUUGUUACAAGCGAAAGUAG